Molecule: messenger RNA, 2392 nt
Organism: Vicia villosa (hairy vetch)
Lineage: Eukaryota; Viridiplantae; Streptophyta; Magnoliopsida; Fabales; Fabaceae
Exons: 10
Coding region: 396-2027 (543 amino acids)
Source: RefSeq, a predicted model, not a curated record
AAUACAGCAUGUCAUAUAGUUUUGCUAACAUGGAAGUUUCUUCUUUCCUUCUAUAGAUACAUCUAAAUCUCAUGCAAUAAUACCUAACAUUAAUCACAACCAAACAACAAAAUAAUACACCAUUCUCUACCUGAUCUUCUUAUCAAAAACACCUUUCUGAAUAAAUUAAUCUAGCCAUUAAUUAUUAGCUUUAUUUUUUCAUUUUUUUUCCAUUCUUCAUUGUUCAUUCAUCAAAGUUCUUGUGUUUUUUUGCAGCAUUUGGAUCUGACGUUAUUUUCUGUCGGAACCACAUGCGUAAUUUCUUCCUCUCCCUCGUCGUCAUUAUUUAGAAGAGGGAGAGAUAGAAACCUUAAUCCUAUCAUAACUUUUCAGAUUCUGAUACAAUCUUUGAUACAAUGGGUGGUUGUGUGUCAGUCCCUUCAAAAGCAAUGAAAGCACCAAAGAAGCUUCACAGAAGAAUAAUAAGACGCCGUCGUCGAAAGAUUUCGAAUUCGGUUACUAAUGAAAUCAAGAAGAUGCAUAGCAAUGCAGGACUAAAAGUAACAGAUUAUUCAGUCAGUGAAUUUGUUCAUAUGGAUUUCGAAAACGGCGCAACGACAAAAUGUAGAAGAUCUGAAGUUUCUAAUUCUGCAUACCAUCUUACUCAACUUGAAUGGCAUCGUAGUCAAUAUGAUGCUGAUGCAAACUUAGUCUGCCAAGAAGAAAAUUACUUCGAUUCCGUGAGUAUUCUAGACUCUGAUUCCGACGACGAGUUCAAUAGUGUUUAUGGAGAUGGUUUUGCAUUGGUCGGAGGCUCGGUUGGAAGCUUACCGUGUAGCCAAGUCCUUCAAUACGAAGAAAGAUCGACGUGUGUUCGAGAACAUAAUUGUCAAUAUGAAGAGUAUCAUGAAAGUUAUGUUAAGGUUGAUGGAGGGAAUAACGCGGAUAAGUUAAUGAGUACGCGAAGUUGUGGACUUUCGCGGUUAGGAAAGAAUCAAGAAAGCUUUAAGGGUGUAAAAGAAGUUAAAAUCGAAGAGAAUGGUCAAGAGAACGCGAAGAGGUUAAGCUUGCAUCGGUUAGCGCCGACCGCUAGUUUUAAUAAUCGCCCGGGGAAAAAGUUAUCGACGAUUUUUAAGCUUUCGUUCAAGAGAAAAUCGUGUGAUGCCGAAGAAGUGCCCGAACUUGGUCAAUCAAAAAGAUGUUUGAUUCGUCCACGAGCGGGACUUAUAAUUCCGUGUCAGAACGGAGAGAAAAUGUCUACCGGAUGUUGGUCCGAAAUUCCACCUUCGACGUUUCAACUCCGAGGAGAAAACUUUUUCAAAGACAAAAAAAAGACACCUGCGCCGAAUCAUAGUCCAUACAUUCCAAUUGGUGUUGAUCUAUUUGUUUGUCCGAAAAAGAUACAUCAUAUUGCUAAACACAUUGAGCUUCCAAAUGUGAAAACCAAUGGAAUAAUCCCUCAACUUCUUAUUGUAAAUAUUCAGUUGCCUACAUAUCCGGCCGCAAUGUUCCUAGGCGAUAGCGACGGUGAAGGGCUGAGUCUUGUACUCUAUUUUAAGGUUUCCGAGACUCUUGAUGAACACAUUUCUACCCAAUUUCAAGAAAACAUAAAGAAACUCAUUGAUGAUGAGAUGGAGAAGGUAAAAGGUUUUGCAAAAGAUUCUAAUGUGCCUUUUAGAGAAAGGCUUAAGAUUAUGGUAGGACUUGCAAACCCGGAAGAUAUGCACUUGAGUUCGACCGAAAAGAAGCUUGUUCAAGCUUAUAAUGGAAAACCUGUACUCUCAAGACCACAACAUGAAUUUUACAAGGGUCCUAACUACUUGGAGAUUGAUCUCGAUAUUCACCGAUUUAGCUUCAUAUCAAGAAAAGGACUUGAUGCGUUUCGAGAUCGUCUAAAAGAAGGCAUACUUGAUCUUGGCCUAACCAUUCAGGCACAGAAACAAGAAGAGCUUCCAGAGAAAGUACUAUGUUGUGUUAGAUUGAACAAAGUUGAUCUUGGUGACAAUGACCAAAUACCAAAGCUAGUGACCCUUGAUGGUGAAUGUUAAGAAUUUUCAUGAAAUGUGAAGAAAAGCAUUCAACAAUAUAUAAACUAAUAUAUGUAAUAUAUUAACUUUACUUACUUUAUUAGCUGAGAAAAAAAAAAAAGGGAGUUUAGUUCAAAUAUAACAGAGAGACAUCUGAUUGCAAGAGUGCACAUCCGAACUGCCCCAAUUUCUUUAUUUUUAAUGAGCAAAAUUCAAACUAUUAAAUUACUAGAAAAAAAAAUGAGAGCUUUUUAUUGGAUAUGCAAAUUCCUGUAUUUAUGUAUUUAUAUUCAAAAAUGUACAUUCAAAAGAAAAAAAAGAAGUUAAGAGGAUGAUUAACAUGUAUUGCUCAAAAAUGACAUGAAAGGUCAAGUAUUUUUUUAUUA